This is a messenger RNA of Venturia canescens, 797 nucleotides long. It is a transcript of the gene Ak6, whose product is annotated as adenylate kinase isoenzyme 6. The transcript has 2 exons. Lineage: Eukaryota; Metazoa; Arthropoda; Insecta; Hymenoptera; Ichneumonidae. The record is from RefSeq and is a predicted model, not a curated record. Gene Ontology annotation, molecular function: ATP binding; AMP kinase activity; ATP hydrolysis activity. Bases 163 to 693 code for a protein of 176 amino acids. Gene Ontology annotation, cellular component: nucleus; cytoplasm.
GACGAAGAAGACGAAGCCUGAGUCGCCUGAGUCCACACGUGUAUUGCGAGCAAAAGCGGUGUCAAAUAUUUAAAAAAAAAGCUCUGCUUGCAUAUAAAAGCUGGAGGAUACAUUCAAUUAGUUUUUGUCGUUAGAUCAUCGCAGUCUUAUAGUUCAAGAAAAAUGCCUAGUGCGAAGAGGAAACGACCAAACAUUUUGAUAACUGGCACACCAGGUGUCGGAAAAAGUACCCUUGCUCGUCAACUAGCCGAAAGGACUGACCUUGUUUGGCGAGAAGUUGGUAAAUUGGCGUUGGAAAACGAAUGUUUUGAGGAAUAUGAUGAGCAUUACAAAUGUUCGGUCCUGGAUGAAGAUAAGCUUAUUGACUGCAUGGAAAAUUACAUGAGCGAGGGAGGAAACGUAGUGGAUUAUCACGGCGCUGAUUUUUUUCCUGAACGGUGGUUCGACAUAGUAUUUGUCCUCAGAUGCGAUAAUACCAUACUUUACGAUCGUUUGACCAGCCGUGGAUACGAAGGAAAAAAACUGGAGGACAACAUAGAUUGCGAAAUAUUCCAGACAAUACUCGAAGAAGCUAAUGCAUCUUACAGAGAAGAAAUUGUCCACGAAUUGACAAGCAAUAACGAACAACAGAUGAAUGAGAAUUUGGCAAGAAUAUGCAGCUGGUUGGAAGAGUGGAACAAAAAUCAUUCGUAAACAUUUUUAUGUGAUAAUAUUGAUAUUAAUAAUUAUAGUAAUUAGACUAAACGUUUCAAAGGUGUUUGUAUAUGUACAUUCGAAUUAAAAUCUAAUAGAGUAAA